Oncorhynchus mykiss (rainbow trout) is the source of this 6765-nucleotide messenger RNA. RefSeq lists its product as uncharacterized. Gene Ontology annotation, cellular component: nucleus. The record is from RefSeq and is a predicted model, not a curated record. Gene Ontology annotation, molecular function: mRNA binding. NCBI's taxonomy places the organism in Eukaryota, Metazoa, Chordata, Actinopteri, Salmoniformes, Salmonidae.
UGUAGCUGACAUUGUGUAAUACGCCUGCCAUGAACGUUUACAUGUAACCAGACUUCUGCUCUAGUGAUUUGUUGAAAAUAUCAUACGUCACUCUCUCAAAGAUCGGAACCGGAGGUGGUCAUUGGAAAUAUUGCACCACGUUAGGUGUACCCAACCAUGGAGUCAACGGAUAAGAACGAAGCUAUAAAGCUCUUUGUGGGGAACCUGGCUUUGGACACCUCUCAGGAGGACCUGACACAGCUCUUUGGGCCAUACGGACAGGUGGUCACCUGCAGUGUACUCCGGCAGUUUGCCUUCAUCCAUCUCCAGGGAGAUGGUGCUGCUGAUCUAGCCAUAAGGGAACUGAAUGGACGGGAGUUCCGUGGCCGCAACCUGGUGGUUGAAGAGUCCCGCGGAAGGCCCAUGCAUUCCACCAAGGUCUUUGUGGGGAAUCUCAGUGCCAUGUGUUCUGCUGAAGACCUGCAAGAGCUCUUUCAGACCUUUGGGAAAGUUCUGGAGUGUGAUAAGGUCAAAGCGAGGCUCUCCUCCUCUGCGGGGUAUGCCUUUGUACACAUGGAGCGGAAGGAGGAUGCAGUGCAGGCUAUUGAGGCUCUCCAUGGGACCACCUUCAAAGGCCGACCGCUCUCUGUGGAGCUCUCCAAUGUGCAGCCCAGUAAUCCCACCACGACUACAGCAAAGGCCCCCAUCAUGAGUCACUAUGCCACUGAAAGCCCCUCCAUCAACCCUCAUAUGGAGCACCACCAGAGUCAGGCUGCUGUACUGGCUGCUGCCGUUGCUGCAGCUGCAGGUCUGCCUCUUCAGGUGCAGCAGAGCUUGCACAACUCUGUCUACAACACAACGAGCUUUGAUCCCACAUACGCUGCGCUAAAGGGCAUGACGGCAGCCAGCGCCACAGAUGGUACUCCAGUGAGCCCUGCGGUCUACGGUGCCCUCGCCAGCCAGGUGUACGGCUCUGUAGCGGAUCAGGUAUACGACUCUAUAGCCAACCAGGCCGCCAGCUAUCAGAAUUCAGCCACAUCGGACGCAGAAGGCUACAGUAACCAGUACGACCCCACAGCUGGAGAGGCACCAUCAGCCCAGGCUGCUGUCAACCCGGCCUAUGGUGGAGCCUCGGCCCUCUACAACGCCAGCUCAGCCUAUGGCUCCAUGGGGGGUGCAGAACCCACUGCCCAGGCCAUCUUUGAGGCAGCACGGGCCCGCUUCUUCCAGCAGGGCCAGCAGGUUCUAGCGGAGCAGCAGAUGGGGACGAAGUCAGGGGACAGGGACCGCAGCCCAGUACGCCGCUCCACUCCACUGCUGCCUGACCCUGUGCCCCAGCCCUUCCCCCAGCCACGCCCCAAACGCCGCGCCCUCCUCCCAACGCCACCCGGCCGACCAGAGGACCCUGCUGCUGAUAGAGACCCCAUUGCCAGAUGCUAUGCAGAGUACUAUCAGCAGGUCCAGCAGUACCAACAGUACCAGCAGUACCAACAACAGUACCAGCAGUACCAAUAUGGCUACCCUCCUCCAGCCCCGACCCAGAUGCCCCCCACAAUGCCCAACUACCAGAUGCCCAUGCAGGCCCCACCCCCGACGGAGGCCCACAACCUGGAAGCGCCUGCUACCUACGCCCCAGCUAGAGCGUAUGAUCCGCCUCCAUCACACAAGGAGCCCCUCCUCCGCCGCCCUGACUACUCCCACAUGCCAGAGCACCGAUAACCCUUUACAUUGCAGUGUGAAUGUGUGUGUGUGUGUGUGAAUGUGUGGGUUUUGAGUGAUGUAGUUGUGUGGUCCAAAUGUGCAUCACUGCAAGUUUGCCCAUUUAUAAUUCCCCUGUUUUGCAUCUUCUCUUUUCUAAACACAAUUCUGACUAGUUUAUUUUUCACUUUAUAGUAUGCCUGGUUUUGCUUUGAUAGUAACGCUGCCCCAUAAUGCAGUAAUCUAUAUUGUGAAGUCGUUAUGGUUUUAAGGAAGUGUAUGGUUGUGAUGUGUACUGGGGGCUCUGUAAUGACUGCUCUUCCUUACACAUCCCCGUCCCAUAAUCUGUCAAAUAUGCGAGAAUAUUAAUCCAUACCAGAGGAGUGCCUUGUUAAAAGCCUAGUUGAAAUAUAUUGUGUAAAAUAAAUGUGUAUAUUUUUGAGCGAUGAAGGAAGCACCCAAAUCGAUCCAUGCAUUUUUUAAAUCAGAGCCUUGCCUCUGUCCUCAAGGUGACUUUAGCUCAUCCAAAUUAGCCAUUAGUUCACAUACACUACAUGUCCAAAAGUAUAUGGACAGCCCUUCAAAUUAGUGGAGUCAGCUAUUUUAGCCACACUCGUUGUGGACAGGUGUAUAAAAUAGCUCACACAAUGGCUCAGUCGCGAAGUGGUAGUCAACCCAAGCUCACAGAAUAGGACCGCCGAGUGCUGAAGCGCGUAAAAAUCAUCUGUCCUCGGUUGCUACACCCACUACCGAGUUCCAAACUGCCUCAGGAAGCAACGUCAGCACAAUAACUGUUUCUUCAGGAGCUUCAUGAAAUGGGUUUCCAUGGCCGAACAGCCGCACGCAAGCAUAAGAUCACCAUGCACAAUUCCAAGCGUUGGCUUGAGUGGUGUAAUGCUCACCGCCAUUGGACUCUGGAGCAGUGGAAACACGUCUGGAGUGAUGAAUCAUGCUUCACCAUCUGGCAGUCCGACGGACAAAUCUGGGUUUGGCGGAUGCCAGGAGAACACUACCUGCUCAAAUGGUGGAGGAGGAAUAAUAGUCUGGGGCUGUUUUUCAUGGUUCCGGCUAGGUCCCUUAUUUCCAGUGACAUCUUAAAGCUACAGCAUACAAUGACAUUCUAGAUUAUUCUGUGCUUCCAACUUUGUGGCAAAAGUUUGGGGAAGGCCUUUUCUUGUUUCAGCAUGACAAAGCUCCCUGUGCACAGAGUUCCAUACAUUAAUGGUCUGUCAAGAUCGAUGUGGAAGAACUUGGCCUGCCCAGAGCCCUGACCUUAACUCAUCCCUUUGGGAUGUUGGCCUAAUCGCCCAACAUCAGUGCCCGACCUCACUAAUGUCUUGUGGCUGAAUAGAAGCAACAUCUACUGGAAAUCCUUCCCAGAAGAGUGGAGGCUGCUAUAGCAGCAAAGGGGGGACCAACUCCAUAUUAAUACCCAUGAUUUUGGAAUAAGAUGUUUGACGAGCAGGUGUCCACAUACUUUUGGCCAUGUAGUGUAUAUAGUUUAGAGCUUAAUUUUUCCAUUGGCCAGAUUUAGUUUUUUAAAUUUAUAUUGCCUUCAUCGAAGACCUUGAUAUGAAAAGUCACUGUUCCAAUAUGUUCCAGCGUAUGUAGAUCUUUGGUUAAUAAAAUGGUUAAAGGUUUUAGAGCUUGUGUUUAGAAAAAAAAAGAAGAAAAAAAUGGAAAGCAAGGGGCAAAGUAUCUUUACAUAUAGGCUAAUUUGGACAUGAGGACCAGUGUGACUGUAUGUGUGGACACUUGUGAACAUUCUAGGGGAUCAAUUUAAGCAUGAUGCCUUCACUUUUUAUAACAAUCACAGGAAUACACAUUCACACCUCAGUCAUCAAACUUUCUCUCCAUAAUGUCUGGGGCUUUGGGAGCGAGACCCAGGCGCUUUGCUGCAACAACAGUACACAUCUGCUGGAGUGAAAUGCAAAACUCCCUUUUCUCUGGCCUCUGGGAAUGUAGUCCUUCCCCACGUCUCACAUGACCUCCCGUUGGAACUGAUCAAAUGUAUCAGAUAGAAAUCCAACCAAGCGAACCACUUUAAGAUUAGACAGGCUAGCUUUAAACUCGCAUUUUCUGGGGGACUCGUUUUUUUAUUUGCAGACAGUGAUGCAUGAAUGCUUUCUAUUGUUAUACCAUGAAUACUAGCCUAGUGACUUAACUGGUUUCACCUCUGUUUGGUUUAAAUGGAAAAUGGAAAUGUGGAAAGCCCUGCUGGUGGCAAGUGCAUGCAGAGGGCUUCCUUUAAGCAUGCCUUUCAGGAUCUGAGGGUAAUCGACUGCCAUUUUGGGCCUCACCUUUUCUCCAAAGGACAAAAACUAGUGGGCUUUUCACACACAGUACUUUGUGUGGUUUGACCUUGUACAGGACAAACAUGUUCUUUUUCUUUGUUUUCUUUUGGUUUAAGUGAACUUCCUGUGCGAUCCUGAUCAUAAUAUUCUGUGAGAGUAUUUACUUCAAUUGGACCAUCAGAUUAAUGAAUUGUCUUAAAUGGAGCCAUUAGGCUGUCCAGGUUUGAUGGAAACUCAUUGGUUUCUAUUAUUCAGUAUGUAACCUAUUGAAACCUUAAGCCUCAAGCUUAAGUAAUAAAAGUAGGAGUGAUUUGGUUUGAGAAUAAAACAACAUGCGGCUGUAUUUUUUUAUAAUUUAAACUAGGAAAUGUUUUCCCUAUCGGGUUAAUUAUUAGACAUGCGAUUAAACAUGAUAUUAAAUCGUUUCCAUGUUUUUUUUCCCAAAGGAUUUACUAAUUAUUUCAACCUUUCACGUCUGAAGGGAAACACCUUAAACAAAGAUUAUCCCAUUCCUGUGAACUAUGACAAGAUCAUUUCAAACAGUUCUCAAUUGGGCUCUACCACUUGGUCUCAGCCUAGCUCUUCAUUACACCUACCUCAGAACAUGCGACAAACCUCAUGGCAAUGUUUGUUAGUUUGUCGCCGUGGGUGUCAGAAGAACAGUUGAAGGCAAUCAUAUCAUUAGAAUGACAAAUGUUUGUUGCCUUGCUGCGUCACAGUAUUUGGAUGUAGAAGUGAGCUGUAGACUACAGUUGGUUAUGGAUUGGUUUUAAUUUCUGAUAGGAAAAAAUGUAAUCGUUAUCUCAUUCUUUCUGGUUACCAUGACAACAUGCACCUGCUUAUUGCACGUAUAUUCGUUGAUAUGGCUUUCUGUGAUGUUUUAAAACUGUAGUGCAUGACAUUGUUACUGUUAUUGCUCUUCCAGCUACGUUUUCCCUUCUCGCUAAUUAUUACAGCUAAAAUGGCUCCUGGGUCCCUGGACGCCAUGUUGUGUGUGACGGGGGAAGAAAAUUAGUCGCGCAAUGCCGUGGACGCAGUCCCCACAAAGGUAAAGCCCUCUGCCCCCGACCACGCCUGCACUUCGACCAUACACUUCCCUCAUUGACCCCACUCCUCCUUCACAACGAGGCACCCCAUUUUAUUAUUUAUUUAAGGUCUGUGAUGCUGGAAGCCCAACAAACUAUCACAAGACAACUAGUUUACAAGAACCUAGGGCCUGAAUGUCAGGGCUUGUCCAAUGGGUUAGUGAGGCCACACUCCCCUCAUUGUAGUUGUAGUACUGCUACUAGUAUGGUUGAUAAGGGUAAUCCCCACAAGGCACAUACACUAUUGAGCCUUUUGCAGACCCAACUGAUCUGGGUUGACGCUAGAUGUGCCUGUAAAAUAGUCCAGUCAUGGCUCUAUCUGAGGCCAUCUUCCUUUCCGAAAUUAGACGACCCCCAUCAACAGUAGUCAUGGAUUUUUCUUAUUUUCUUUAAUUCUAUUGAUGUUUUUAAAGGAAUAAUUUUGCCAAAUUGAAAUGAAUCACACUGUAUAUUGUCAUUAAAUGAAUCUUCAAUUAAUCACAGAAAUGGGUUUUAAACCUGUACUCAAAACAGAUUUAAGAAACUUAAGUUAUUGUAAUUACGGGUGGUCAGAUUGGGGAAUGCUGGAGUUGUUGCGUAUGCUUGUGUUGUGGCAUAUUUUUCUGAGGUAUUUCCAGUGAGACAAGAUGUGCAUUCACGCUCAAAACUGAGGCGUUCCAGCUGUGCUUUGAACGGCUAAGGACGCAGUGGUACGCAAAAGGCCAGAUGAACGGAGGGAGGGAGGUAGGGCUAUCGACCUCUGUCCCACGCAUGCUGGGUGAGUAACCAAUGCACCACUGCCCCGCUCAAAUUCACCUACCUACCCCCCUCCCCCCCUUCAAUCUGCAGCACAACGCCCAAACCCUCUCACUCUGAUCCCAUAACCAGUAUAUCUACAGGCCUACAACACCGUCCCCUCGAGAACAUUCCACAGCUGCGUUAGCUUAGAAGACAUGGAUGUCAAGAGGACAACAUUCAGUAUUCUACGUUCCCUGUCUAGUUUUAAGUAAAUUGUACAUAUCCUAAUCAACCUGUUAAAUUGUCUGAUUACAAUUUUCAAACAUUGAUUGGGAACCUUAAUGUAAUCAUGUGGUUGAUGUAAGAUAUGUUAGGCUGUUUUUACACAGGCAGCCCAAUUUGGAUCUUUUGCCAAUACUUGGGCAGAAGAUCAGAAUUGGGCUGCCCGUGUAAAUGCAGCCAAACACAAAAAUUCCACCAUAUUGUUUUUGUUAAGUUUGUAUUGCUUUGUUUAUUGAGGACUUCAGUGGUCUCCCUCAAUGAAUGAGAGCUGGACUAUAUCGGCCUACGAUACACCGUGCACGGUUUCAAUCAAAGUCCCCUUACCUAUCUGUCACGUUAUAGUUUCGAAUUGGCACUAAUCAUAUCACUACUAAACAGUUUUUCUUCCAGUUUCCCAAUCUUUCAUCCAUUGGAAUUCCUGACAUUUUUACAGAGACUUGUUUGAACGCAUGUGGAUUAGGACUGAAAACUAUAUGUAAGAUCAAGCUUUAUGAGAAAUCAGGGAAAAUACUGUACAUCUGUAGAUUACUGUUAUUUGUCCAUUACAGAAAAUGAAAGACAGGUUGCUGAUUGCAGAACCAUUUAUUGAAAGAAAUAGAAAUGAAUCACCUGAUGCUUAAUUGAGAAUUUGUUUUAAUUUGUAGCUGUCAAAUUCAUUUCAAUGAAGACACGUUGUUCUUUGUAAGUCUCAAUAAAUGACAUUGAAACAA